Molecule: messenger RNA, 2091 nt
Organism: Rhizoctonia solani
Lineage: Eukaryota; Fungi; Basidiomycota; Agaricomycetes; Cantharellales; Ceratobasidiaceae
Product: heparinase II/III family protein
Exons: 5
Coding region: 1-2091 (696 amino acids)
Molecular function (GO): lyase activity
Source: RefSeq, a predicted model, not a curated record
AUGAGUGUUUUGUCCUUUUCAGGAAGGCAUAAUAUUUGUUUUAGCCCAUGGGGUAAUCUCAUCAUUCCUCUUCUUCGAGCGGCUGCCAUAUCCAGUACGAUUGCAACCGUGAUCGCUUCAUCCAACACCGUUCGGGACGAGUAUCAGUCCUGGCCUCCGGACCCCUUUAAUCCUUCUAGUCCUUCUCCAACUUCGGUCCGCCCCGAUCGUCCCCGUAUCAUCGCUCCAGCAUACAAAUGGGAGGUGCUUCCCUCUAUUAUUCAAACAAACCCCUACCUUCACAAGUGGAACAAUACCAUCUUCGGCGACGCACAAAAAUACUACGAUCAGCCGGUAAAAUCAUACUUUGUGGAUGGAGGAAACGGCGUUCUUGAUAUCGCUCGCGAGAUCAAGAUGCGCGUCAAAGCUUGGGCGUAUGUCUACCGUAUAACCAAAGACACCAAGUGGGUAGAUCGGACUUGGAUAGAGCUUCAGAACGCGGCCGGUAAUGGUACUUCGCCAUUUGGUGAUCCUGGAAAUAAUUGGUACACCGCUCACUUCCUCGAUGUCGCCGAGUUUACCAGCGCAUUCGCUAUCGGCUACGACUGGAUGUACGACGCUUGGAAUCCUCACCAGCGCGAUAGUAUCAUGUGGUCUAUUAUAAACCUGGGUCUUCAGUGGGGUGUAAAGUCUUACAAUGAUCAGAACUCCCACUGGAAUUUCGGCUGGUGGCAAAAUGUCAACGGGAAUUGGAACUGCGUAUGCAACGCCGGACUAACGCUUGGUGCGCUAGCUGUUAUUGGCGACGACCCAACAGGCACCGCCGAAACGAUGCUUAGCUUGACUGUCCCUAACUCCAAGAAAAAUUGUGUGCUCGCUCCUUCGUCCGAUGGUACUUGGUCCGAAACUCCCAAUUAUUGGUAUUUUGGUACCACCGCUCACUCUGAAAUGUCGUCUGCUCUUCUGACUGCCACUGGUAAUACAUAUGACCUGGUUGACCCGAAGUUUGCCAUGACCGCCCUUUACCACAUGCAUGUCUCCGCCCCCACAGGUCAAUUCGACUAUGGGGACACAGGCCCAAACAAGUUCAGCACCACCGCUAAUUCGAUGAUGUUUUACGGCUCCUAUUUCAAAGAACCUCGCUAUCUUCUGUUUCAACGCGACCGCGUUGAUGUUGGUGAACCCUGGUCAAUGUUCUGGUAUGAUCCAUCCGUUCGUGGUGCAUUCUGGAACGACAUGCCCUUCGAUCAUUAUUUUGACGACGAUCUCGAUCAAUGGGCGGCCAUGCGCAGCAAUUGGGCCGACAGUCACGCCCUGUAUGUUGCAAUGAAGGCAGGAAAACAUGUUGGCCAUCAGACGCAUGGUGAUCUCGACGCCGGUACCUUUGUCCUCGAUGCAAUGGGUCAGCGAUGGGCUGGUGAGCUCGGAAACGGCGAUUAUCUUUCGGAAGGCUAUUUCUCAAGUGAGGGUCAAGAUAGUCACCGUUGGCUUUACUAUCGUAAGCGGACCGAGGGCCAGAAUACUCUGGUGGUUAAUAACGACAACCAGAAUGUCUGGGCCCAGCCUACUGUUAAGUAUGACUCUACGGGCGACAGACAGGGUUUGGAUUAUGACUAUAUUCCUGGCACCAACUCCACCGCGUUUUUUGUUACAGACCUAACAGGAACUUAUAACGGACAACGUAUCAAGCGUGGUGUGCGUCUGAUAAACGGGCGAAAGCAAGUUCUUCUUCAGGACGAUCUCUUGGACGUGACUCAAUCAGUCGAAUGGCGUAUGCAUACGAACGCAACCAUAGCAAUCGAAAACGGUGGACAAACUGCUAUGCUUACCCUCGGUGGUCAAACAAUGCAAGUUCAACUACUUAACCCCGGGGCCGGAGUAGGCUUCUCGAUCAAAGAUGCUGUCCGAGCGCCUACCGACCCGGCUUUGCCUCCCAAUCAAGCCGAUCAACCUAACCCUGGGGUAAAGGUUUUAUGCGUGUCCCUUGCUCCAGGCAAAACCCAGAGCCUACAGGUCUUAUUCAGUCCCCAAUGGCCGGGCAUGUCAGUUUCAGAUCUCAGGCUUCCCCCACACGUCCAUUUGGAUGACUGGUCGUUGACGAGUCAUAACUAG